CUUUCAAUCGACGCAGUAGUAAAUACACGGUCAUCAUCCUGAUCAAUAAUAAUAGUUGCAUUGCCUAAGAAAACGUUAAACUUCAAAACAAAGGUUCAAGGGUUGCUUUCUUCGAAUAUAUUGUUUUUUGCAACAGUCCUAUCAAGGGGUCAACAAUGAAGUGCAGUACUUUGCUUGCUUUGUGUUGCUCUCUUUUCACAGUACUUCAACUUUCUCCAACGUCAGUUUCUGCAAAUGCAAUUUUGCCCAUUUUUGUACAGCCUGAAUAUGACGAAUUUUUCAGAUUUCUUUCGAAUGAAGAGAAAGAAUGGAUGAUGAAUUUGGCCGUGUGGUACUUUGAUACUGACAACUCACAAGUUUCACCUUUUCCAAUUGAAACCGGUGAAAAACAAGCGCAACAAAGAUUCGGACUCAAGCCAAAUCCCAUUCCAUUAAAUUACACCGCUAGCGAUAUCCCAGACAGAUUGAUUUCCCAGUUUCUGAAUGGUGACGUGCCAAAACUUUGGCAGAAAGAGUUCACUAAAUGGCUGACCAAGACUUACAAGCUCAAGCCAAAAAACUUUAUGCAGUACAGAGCGACUGGGGUAUUUUGCGUCAAAGGUGAUGAUUGUGAUUUAAUCGACCUUUCCAACGUUGGAGGAAUCUGUUGCCCUUUCGGUUAAUUAAAUGCAAUUGCAAUCAUGCACUUAUUGCCUUUUGAAUAUAUUACUUGUACAUUUAUCUUGUAAUCAUAAUUCAUGUAACAUUUAUGGAUAAUCUUCUAAAUAAUAUAACUUAUAACAUUACCGACAUAA
Molecule: messenger RNA, 794 nt
Organism: Folsomia candida
Lineage: Eukaryota; Metazoa; Arthropoda; Collembola; Entomobryomorpha; Isotomidae
Exons: 4
Coding region: 156-662 (168 amino acids)
Source: RefSeq, a predicted model, not a curated record